This is a messenger RNA of Liolophura sinensis, 1018 nucleotides long. Its product is annotated as ADP-ribosylation factor 4-like. The coding region runs from base 124 to 822 and encodes 232 amino acids. The record is from RefSeq and is a predicted model, not a curated record. The transcript is spliced from 5 exons. Gene Ontology annotation, molecular function: GTP binding; GTPase activity. NCBI's taxonomy places the organism in Eukaryota, Metazoa, Mollusca, Polyplacophora, Chitonida, Chitonidae.
GGUAACUUGAUACUGCAAAGGCGAUUGCUGUUCAGACUUAGCCGACUUGAUUCAGUUCUGACAACAUGUGAAUGAUGGGUUUUAAAGUUCAAAAUGUAAAUCGCCAGUUUGAAGAAGGUUAUCAUGGGGAACAUUUGGUCACGCCUAUUUCGUCAUCGCGAGGUUCGCAUCGUCUUGGUCGGUCUUGAUGAUGCUGGAAAGACGACAUUAUUGUACAAGUUAAAACUAGGAGAUAUCAGUCACCUUGGCAGUCACAUCAUCCCAACUAUUGGGUUCAAUGUGGAAAGUUUUGCCCACAGGGACCUACAGAUAACAGCCUGGGACAUUGGCAGCCGGGACAAAAUGCGCGCUCUGUUCCGACAUUACUACAAAGGGGCUGAUGCUGUUGUCGUGGUGAUUGACAGCAGUGACAGAGAAAGGCUGGAUGAGCUCAACUUUGAUGUGAUCAAACCUGCCAUCCAAUCAGAAGAGCUGGAGACAGCCACGCUGCUUUUUCUGGCCAAUAAACAGGAUUUGUCCCAGGCUAUGUCUGUUGAGGAAAUCACAGAGAAACUAAACUUGAAAUCCAUCGUACACAACUGGAGUGUGUUCCCAAUAAGUGCCCUGAAGGGUACAGGGGUCAGUGAAGCUUUGGAUUGGUUGGCCUGCCAAUUGGGGUCACUGCAAGCGAAGAAGGCAGUAGUGGCCCCUGUGAGGGAAUCUCCUGUGUUGGAGGCAGCAAGCUCUGAUGAAACAGACAGAACACCUCAGAGGAAGGACUACUGUAACCGGGCAUACACUGCCAUCAAAUGUCUGUUUAAGACCUCACGAACUGAAUCAUAAGAUCACUGAAACAUGUCAGUAGCCAGGUCUGUACACCAGUAGAAAUUUCAUCUACAUGGGUACAUGUAACGUCACACAAAAUCUCAACUACGUUGUAGAACUUUAUUUUUCAUAUGUUUGAUAUUGUACAUAUUUCACAGAUACAGUUUAACUGGAUCAUUCAGUUACAUUUUAUAGCAGACACUUUUAUGUAAGA